AUGAGCAUUGUGUUGCAGAUGGAUUUAAACAUAAAAGGAAAAAGGAUGUUAACUUGUUAUAUAUUAAGUGUUUAAUAGAGUAAUAAUUAAAUUAAAAAAUAACUUUAAUUGAUGACACUAAGAGACUUAUAAAUCAAAUUAAGAAGCAAAAGUUGGAAAAUUAAUCAAAAGAGAAUUGAGAAUCAUUUAACAAUAUUGUAUCAUAAUAAAAGAAUUUAAAUUCGAGUUAAUCCUUUAGAAUAUUUUUCAAAAUUAGAUAAAUUUAUAUUAAUAUUAAUGAAUAAGUUGUAACAGUGGGAUACUACAUUUGAUAAAAUAACUAGUUUUGUCCAAUAGAGAUUAUUUUACAUAUCAAAAGAUAUCGAAUAAUCAAAAUAUGAAGGGAAAACCAAUUACCUAGAAGAUUUAACAGAAUUAUCAGAACAUUAUUCUGAAGAUAUAGUUAAAGAUAGUAAGAAAUUAGAAGAUGAUAAUAAAAUUAUUGAGGAGAUAUAAAAAUAAUUUGAAACACUUUUUAGCAAUCUUUAAUAUUUAUAAUUGAAUUAAACUAUGAAAAAUGCAAAAUCUCAGAUAAAUGAGGGAACUCAAAGUCAAAUUGUGAUUUAACCGAUAAAAAAAAUAAUAUAUACCAUUUUUUCUUAUAGAAAACCCCAUGUUUAAAUAUAUUAUGUAAAACACAUAAAAACGAGAUAAUUAUGUUUGAAAUAGAAUCAAAUAAAGAAAUUAUAUAAAGAUUUAUGUGUAUUGAUUGUAUGA
Messenger RNA from Paramecium pentaurelia, 756 nucleotides. The record is from the annotation of a GenBank genome assembly. Lineage: Eukaryota; Ciliophora; Oligohymenophorea; Peniculida; Parameciidae.